Molecule: messenger RNA, 1752 nt
Organism: Aricia agestis (brown argus)
Lineage: Eukaryota; Metazoa; Arthropoda; Insecta; Lepidoptera; Lycaenidae
Product: fibroin heavy chain-like
Exons: 6
Coding region: 80-1699 (539 amino acids)
Biological process (GO): chorion-containing eggshell formation; multicellular organism development
Cellular component (GO): egg chorion
Molecular function (GO): structural constituent of egg chorion
Source: RefSeq, a predicted model, not a curated record
ACAUGAUAAGAGAUGAACAAACAAUAUAUAAACGUUUGUGAGGGCAGCGGUAACAUUGUCGUACUGCACAACAACAAACAUGGUCGCCAAAGCCGUCCUCAUCCUCUGCGCUCAGGCGCUCCUCAUCCAGAGCAUCACUGCUCAGUGCAUUGGAGCUUACCCAGCUCUGGCUGCAGCCCCCUGCGCCGUCACCGCCCCACUAGCCGCCGCUCCCUGCGGUGCUGGCUACGCUGGAUAUGGAUACGCCGCCCCCGCCCAAGCCCUCGCCGCCUCCAACGGCCCCGGCCUCGCCAUCUCCAGCGCCUCCCCCAUCUCCCCGGUCGGCGUGUCCGUAGCCUCCGAGAACGCCAUCGAGGGCGCCCUCGCCGUCGCCGGAGCUCUGCCGUUCCUGGGCACCGUCGGUCUCGAGGGAGUGCUGCCCACCGCCGGCGCCGGUAACGUGGCCUACAACUGCGGUAACGGAGCCGUCGCCAUCACCGCGGAGGACAUCGCCGCCGCUCCGUUCGGCUACGCCGCCGCCGGUCCUCUCGGCUACGGCGCCGCCGGUCUGGGCUGGGAGGGUGCCGGUUUCGGCUACGGUGCGGGUCUCGGCUACGGCCCUGGACUCGGUUACGGUGCCGGCUACGGAGGUUGCGGUUGUGGUGCUCUCCUCGAGAGCAGCACCACAACCGCAACCUCCGUAGCCGGCACCGUAACCGAGUCCAGGGCCGUAGCCGAGACCCGCACCAUAGCCGAAACCGGCACCCUCCCAGCCCAGACCGGCGGCGCCGUAGCCGAGAGGACCGGCGGCGGCGUAGCCGAACGGAGCGGCGGCGAUGUCCUCCGCGGUGAUGGCGACGGCUCCGUUACCGCAGUUGUAGGCCACGUUACCAGCGCCAGCGGUGGGCAACACUCCCUCGAGACCGACGGUGCCCAGGAACGGCAGAGCUCCGGCGACGGCGAGGGCGCCCUCGAUGGCGUUCUCGGAGGCUACGGACACGCCGACCGGGGAGAUGGGGGAGGCGCUGGAGAUGGCGAGGCCGGGGCCGUUGGAGGCGGCCAGGGCUUGGGCGGGGGCGGGGGCGGCGUAUCCAAAUCCAGCGUAGCCGGCACCGCAGGGAGCGGCGGCUACGGUCAAAUUUGUACCAAGUACCUGGAUGAGGAGCGCCUGAGCGCAGAGGAUGAGGACGGCUUUGGCGACCAUUUUAGUUACUAUAAAUACCGACCACUGAAUGUAGUAAGCAUUGUGUACCUACUGAACUCAGUCGAUACAAACAUGUCUUCCUUCGCAUUCCUCAUCCUCGCCGUGCAGGCCUGCCUGCUCCAGACUGUAUACAGCCAGUGCCUGGGCUCAUACGGUUAUGGUGCUGAACUCGCCGCCCCCUUCGGCCUAGCCGGCCCGUACGGCUACGGCGCGGAGAUCGCCGCUCCCUGCGGCCUCGCCGGCUCCUACGGCUACGGCGCUGAGAUUGCUGCUCCCUUCGGCCUCGCCGGCCCCGGCUACGGCUUCGGUCCCUACGCCGCUGGUCCCGCUUACGGCGGUGCCGGUAUCGGUGAGGUUGCUGUAGCCGGCGAGCUGGGAGUGGCCGGUAACACCGCCGUGGCCGGCCAGGUGCCCAUCCUCGGCGCCGUGGAGUUCGGCGGCAUCGUGCCCGCCGGCGGCGCGGUCUCCAUCGGCGGCAGCUGCGCCUGCGGCUGCAACGGCCCCUACUUCUACUGAACAAUUCCUACUACGGCUUUAGAAAAUGAAAAUAUAUAAUUUAUGCAAACGUA